UUCUAUUCUUCAGAAGCAAUACCUACUUGGUGCCUGGUUUUUGACUCAUAAUGGCAGAAAAUACCAAUUCUCUGUCCCUAGAUCAGUAUAACUGCUCGGUGUGUUUGGAGGUGCUGAAGGAUCCAGCCACUAUCCCAUGUGGACACAACUACUGCAUGGAUUGCAUUAAGGCUUACUGGGAUCAGUCUGAUACAGCUGGAAUCUACAGUUGCCCUCAGUGCCGAAUGGAGUUUUUUCCAAGGCCAGUGCUUUACAAAAAUUACAUGCUUAUGGAUGUUAUAGGAAAACUAAAACAAAUGGGACCACUUCAUACUUUGUCAGAAAGCUAUGCAGGGCCUAAUGAUGUACCUUGUGAUGUCUGUACCGGGAGAAAACAGAGUGCUGUAAAGACGUGUCUUACCUGCCUGGCCUCCUAUUGUGAAAUUCAUAUCCAGCCACACACUGAGUCUGAGGCUUUGAAGAAACAUAAACUGGAACACCCAACUGUUAACCUUGCACAGAAACUUUGCUCUAAGCACAACAAAAUUCUGGAAAUGUUCUGCAGAACUGAUCAGACCUGCAUCUGUCUAUUGUGUAUGGCAACUGAACACAUAAAUCAUAACGCAGUGACAACUGAAAUAGAGAGAGCUGUCAGGCAGAGCCGACUGAAUAACACAGAGAAAGAACUGAAAAUCAUAAUACAGACAAAAGAGAAGAAGGUGGAAGAUAUCAAAGAAGCUAUAAAGAGCAUUCAGAGUGCUGCAGUGAUAGAAGUACAGGAAUUUGAGGAGGGCUUCACUUCCCUUCUACAGUCUAUUCAGCGGCUGAGAUCAGAGGUGAAUGACCUGAUUACAAAACAGAAGCAGACAGAGGUGAGGAAUGCUGAAGCAGUCAUAGAGCAACUUGAAAAGGAAAUCAAGGAGCUGAAAAUAAAAGAUGCUGAGCUGGCAGAACUUUCAAAAACAGGUGACCACGUCCAUUUCCUCCAGAAUGUCCCAACUCAGUACUUCCCUCCCGCAGCUGAAGAACAAAGUAAUAUUGUUAUCAAUAAGGAUUUGUUCCGGGAUGUGCUGAAAAAGAACCUGUCUAAUCUGAAAAAGCAUCUGCAAGAGAUCAGUGUCUGGGAGUUUGAAAAACCAAGUGAAGAUGGGUGUAUGGCUCUGGCAUGUGAAAGGGACCUUCCAAAAAAAAUGACCAGAACUGACUUUUUAAAAUACUCCUGCCAGCCUACAUUCGACUCCAAUACAGCACACAGAAGCCUCCAUUUGUCUGAAGGGAACAGGAAAGCAUCACGAGGGUCAAAGAACCGAUAUUAUGAUCAUCCUUGCAGAUUUAACUACUGGUCUCAAAUUAUUUGCAGAGAGCCUCUUUAUGGGGCUCGAUUUUAUUGGGAGGUGGAGUGGAGUGGAGACAGUGUUGAUAUAGGAGUUACAUACAAAGGAAUUAGCAGAAAAGGAAAAAGUGAUGAAAGUUGCCUUGGAGGAAGUGAUAUGUCCUGGUGCAUAUGUUUCUCUGAUUCUGAGUUCUCUGCCUGGCAUGAUAACGAAGAGAUUCAGAUUGAUGCAUCCUGUAGUCAUAGAAUUGGAAUUUAUCUGGACUACUCUGCUGGUUCACUUUCAUUUUUUAAUAUCUCAGAUUCAAUGGCACUCAUUUAUAAAUUCCAAGCCAACUUCACUGAGCCACUCUACCCAUGCUUUUGGGUUGACAAUAAUGGUAGUGUAACAAUCUGUCAGCUCAUCUAUUAGAGUCAGUAACUAGUUUGAUGUCCAUAUAACAUCAGCUGUAGACUCACAUUGCAUUUCUCCUUUUAAUAAAUCUACAAUAAAAGCUAUUUUUAAAACUAACGACUUUUAUAUAAAUGCCUUAAAACCCAGGAUGGAAAAAAGAUACAACCUAUGUUAUAGUUUGAAUAUGAAACUGACUUAAAUUUGUUAUUAUAUGCUCUAUAUGUGUAAAUGUAUGAAGUAGCACAACAGCACAGCAGUUAUUUGAAUCUCCUGCUCAGUUGUUGUCCAUGUAGAGUGUGCACAUUGUCCUGUGAUAGACUGGCACCCAGUCUGAGUAGGUUUCCUGCCUUCCACUCAUUGUUGCUGGGGUAGGCUUUAAUCUCCAUGAUCCUAAAUUAUAUUAAGCAGAUUUUGGGAUGUUGCAUAUAUACUUAUUAGAACCCUUUCCUUCCAAGAAUGUAAAUUAACAAUGACAGCAUUAAAAUGUAAUGUUCUUUAAUGUUUAAUUUAUUCAUGCUUCAUGAGCAAUUUAAGAAGAAAAAAAUAUUUUCAAUGUUUCAAAUUAAAAUAAAGUGCACACUAGAAGGCCUUCAGAAUGGAGUUGGUUUCUACAAAGUAUGCAUAACAAAUUGAGAAUAAGUUGAAUAAGUCAUUCUAGAAUAAACAUAAACUUACAUUUGAGGCCCAGCUGGUUCCACUAAUUCAAAAUGUUUCUUUUUAUCUCAAGAUGGUCUUAGGUCAUCCAGGAUUAUGCACACACUCCUAAAAUUUAAGAAACCUUGAGAAUGGAUCACUGCGAAUUUUAAUUAUAGCUCAAAAAGCACAGAAAAGAGUGCAACAUUUACAGACAGAGUGCAUGUGAGGUUAAGUGUGAAACUGAUUAUGUGUAUACUGUGUUAUGGUAUAGAAUCAAAAUAUUUGGAGUUUUAAUUGAUGGAAAAUAGAAAAAUAAUAACAAAGAAA
Erpetoichthys calabaricus (reedfish) is the source of this 2669-nucleotide messenger RNA. RefSeq names its product tripartite motif-containing protein 16-like. Lineage: Eukaryota; Metazoa; Chordata; Cladistia; Polypteriformes; Polypteridae. The transcript is spliced from 6 exons. The coding region runs from base 51 to 1724 and encodes 557 amino acids. Gene Ontology annotation, molecular function: zinc ion binding; protein binding. The record is from RefSeq and is a predicted model, not a curated record.